AUGCCACCCAAUCCUCCAGAAGAGUUUUCACCUGUGACCGUUACUAGCGUGUAUGCACCUGGAUUAGAAGCUACAACACCUCAAGUUUAUCCUACACCCAAAUUUACCUCAAAAAGACGAGCAACUAAUCCGUAUAACUCUCUUUCGUUUCAAACAUCUAAUAUUAACAUGAGCAACACAAGGACUACAACGGCAACUACAAAUGGAGUUGUGGGAAAUGGUCCUCGGAUAGAUACAGAGUUUGUAAAAAACGGAUACAGCAGUGGUCAACAAGCAAAACAACAAGGACCAACACGAAAAAGAUCGUUUUCAAAAGAAAGUUAUACAUUACCUUCAGCGGCACCAAAUAUACAUCCAACACCAUAUAUUGAUAGUUUAAAAACUUCCCGAUUUAUUGGGAUGCAAAGUUUAGAUUUUGGAGCACAAUACAAGUCCAACAGUCUUUUAGGGAAAUUACGUCAACAGUAUAAAGAGGUAGAAAAGGAAAAGGUUAAUCCUAUUAUUAAUAAUAUGAUGAAUUCGGCGAAACCAUAUUUAUCCGAGAAAUUAACAUCGCCUUCAGUCAAUAAGGAAUUUUCACUUGUAAACUUUAAAAGAUCCAUAUUUAAUUCAUUAAAAUACGAUACAUUGAAAUUUAUAGUAUAUUGUUUAUUGUGGUAUGCCUCAUCGGCUAUUACCAAUAAUUCUGGUAAACAAUUAUUAAAUCAAUUUAAUUACCCAGUUACUCUCACUUGGGUACAAUUUGGCUUUGUUGGAUUUUAUUGUUACGCUUUUGGACAAGGAAUGGGUUUAACUAGAAUUCGAAGUCCAAGUGUAGGAAUUAUACGUAGAACUUUACCGUUAUGCUUGUUUCAAAUAGGGAGCCAUGUUCUUUCAAGUAUUGCCACGGCUCUAGUUCCCGUCAGCUUCGUCCACACUAUCAAGGCAUUAUCUCCGUUGUUUACAGUGUUCUUUUACAAAUUCGGAUUUGGAGUAAAUUAUUCAUAUCCGGUAUAUGUAUCAUUAAUACCACUUACAAUUGGAGUUAUGCUCGCGUGCGCUUCUUCUUCGGCAUCAAGUUUUAUUGGAUUCUUAUUCGCGUUAACAUCUACUGUAAUUUUUGUUGCACAAAAUAUUUUCUCAAAGAAAAUUCUUUUUAAUGAAAAACAUCCCGGAUUUGAAACACAUAAAUUGGAUAAAUUGAACGUUUUGUUUUACUCAAGUUUAUCGGCAUUUAGUCUAAUGACACCAAUGUGGUUAUAUUAUGAUGGUUUUCAUUUAAUAUUAGAGUACUUUAAUUCAUCUGUAACCAAUACUACAAGUGGAUGGACAAUAAUAUAUUAUUUUUGGCUAAAUGGUACAACUCAUUUUGCUCAAGCAAUUUUAGCGUUAUCAAUUUUAUCGAUGACUUCCCCGGUAACUUAUUCAAUCGCGUCAUUAGUAAAAAGAAUCUUCGUUAUAACCGCAAGUAUAUUAUGGUUUGGACAAAAGACUACUUUUAUCCAAGGUAUUGGUAUAACAUUAACUUUUGUCGGUCUUUAUAUGUAUAAUCAAGCUAAAUUAGAUGUUGAUAAAAAAGAAAGGAAAGCAAGAGAGAGAGAUGAAAUUGUUUUACCUUUAACAAGGUCUACUAUAUGUAUUGGGUGGAUCGUAGCUGAUACUCUCAUUGCUCCAAUGGCUCCUUCAAAAAUACAAGGUGAUGAUUCAGAGCGUGGUAAUGGUAUUGAUGGUGUUUCAAGUACGCCAGGUGGUCUUAAUAUCUCCACUGUAAAGGCUACCGCUGCUGUUAGUGUAAACAAAACAGAGAGUCAUAUAACCUCGUUUUCUGCCGCUGGGGAUCAUUUUUCAGGUAUCUUAUUUCCAGACAUAGAAACGUUCCGAGAUCGGUUAUGGAUGUUGUUAAUUAGAAUGACGAUUCAUCAAGCAGCACAACAAGGGAAUUUACAUAUUAUUAAAAGUUUAAUUGAAAAUGGAUAUGCUAAGGCUACAGAUAGGGAUUCACAAAAUGUAACAGCUUUACAUUGGGCUGCUAUCAAUAACCAAGUAGUUGUAGCAAAAUAUUUGAUCGAAAAUGGAGCUGAAAUCGAUGCGUUUGGUGGUGAUCUAGUUGCUACUCCUUUACAUUGGGCGACAAGAAAUGGGCACCUUCCGAUUGUAACCUUGUUGAUUAAUCAUGGAGCUGAUCCAAACUUACGAGAUUCUCAGGGAUUUAACGGGCUUCACCUUGCAACUCAUUCCUCUAAUACUAUGCUAGUUUUAUACCUAAUAUACCAAGAUAUGGACAUUGAUACACCUGAUACGCUCCAACACACUCCUUUGAUGUGGGCUGCAUAUCAAGGAGAUCCUUUGACACUAGAUUUAUUUAUUAGACUUGGUGCUUCAAUCUCAAAGGUUGAUACUGCACGUUUUACUCCUUUACAUUGGGCUGUUACCAAAGGAAAUCAAAUGUGUUUGAGAAAAUUAAUAGAAGCCGGCGCCGAUAUAAAUGCAAAAGAAGAUAAUGGAAAAUCUCCUGUGGACCUUGCUCGAGAAAUGGGCGCCGAAAAAGUUUGGAAUAGAGCUUUAAGUGAAUCUGGAAGGACAAAGUCAGGGGAUAGAAAGAUAUACUUAUUUGGUCAACGAACAACACACACGAUCAUAUAUCUCAUUCCAUUCCUAGUUCUUUUUUUUGCGUUUCAAAUAUUAACCCAAUAUCCGUGGUUCAUUGGGUUACCUCUAGCAAUUGGACAAUUUAUCGGGUUUCAUAUAUUAAUUGUAAAGGUUCUCAUAACAGCACAUGUACCGGAUGCAAUGAUGAGAACUCCGUAUUUUACGAGUUUAUUUCAAGCAAGUGCUUUUUGG
Molecule: messenger RNA, 2820 nt
Organism: Funneliformis mosseae
Lineage: Eukaryota; Fungi; Glomeromycota; Glomeromycetes; Glomerales; Glomeraceae
Source: the annotation of a GenBank genome assembly